Molecule: messenger RNA, 1812 nt
Organism: Labrus mixtus (cuckoo wrasse)
Lineage: Eukaryota; Metazoa; Chordata; Actinopteri; Labriformes; Labridae
Gene: lin7b
Product: lin-7 homolog B (C. elegans)
Exons: 6
Coding region: 228-890 (220 amino acids)
Biological process (GO): maintenance of epithelial cell apical/basal polarity; neurotransmitter secretion; protein localization to basolateral plasma membrane
Cellular component (GO): MPP7-DLG1-LIN7 complex; basolateral plasma membrane; synapse
Molecular function (GO): L27 domain binding
Source: RefSeq, a predicted model, not a curated record
GUACUUGGAGCUGUUAAACGGCCGUAGAAGAUGCUGAGUCUGCUCCUCAAAGCGUCACUCUCUGAAUCCUGCUCCUCCUGCUCCUCCUUCAUCAUGGACCCCGCAUCAUCUCUGUGAACCGCACCUCCUGCUCCUCCUUCAUCAUGGACCCCGCAUCAUCUCUGUGAACCGCACCUCCUGCUCACGCACAGUUUCCGGGGAUCAGGCUGCAGGCGGAGGAGCUCACCAUGAUGUCCUCUUACUAUCAUCCCACCAAGGAGGCGGACAUGGCGGCCAUGACGGAGCCGCUGUGCCUGGAGAGAGAUGUGUGCAGGGUGAUCGAGCUGCUGGACCGACUGCAGCGGAGCGGCGAGCUGCCUCCUCCCAAACUGCAGGCGCUGCAGAGAGUCCUGCAGAGCAAGUUCUGUGCUGCCAUCAGAGAGGUGUACGAGCAGCUUUACGACACUCUGGAUAUUGUUGGAGGACCAGAGGUUCGCGCUCAGGCUACAGCAAAGGCCACAGUGGCCGCGUUUGCAGCAAGCGAAGGCCACGCCCACCCGAGGGUGGUGGAGCUGCCGAAGACGGAGGAGGGUCUGGGCUUUAACAUCAUGGGGGGCAAAGAGCAGAACUCCCCCAUCUACAUCUCCAGAGUGAUCCCGGGGGGCGUGGCCGACCGCCAGGGAGGCCUGAAAAGAGGAGACCAGCUGCUGUCCGUCAACGGGGUGAGCGUGGAGGGCGAGCACCACGAGAAGGCCGUGGAACUGCUGAAGGCGGCUCAGGGUUCGGUGAAGCUGGUGGUCCGCUACACCCCCAAAGUCCUGGAGGAGAUGGAGGCUCGCUUUGAGAAGAUGAGGAGCGCCCGCAGACGGCAGCAGCACACCAGCUACUCGUCUCUGGAGUCCAGGGGCUGAUCCUCCUCCUCUUCCUCCUCCUCCUCCUCCCCCUCCUCCUCCUCCUCUUCCUCCUCCUCCUCCUCCUAAUCUCUGUACCUGUAGGAGGAGAGACCGUAGACGAGAAGCAAAAACCAAAGUAGCCUACCAACAUGUGUUACCUGAACUCCGUCAUGAAGCCCCCCCCCCCUCCUCCUGUUACCUGUUUAUAGAGAUUCAGAGUGAGCUGCUUGUUGUCAGACUGUGCCUGUGUGUAAUAAUCCUCUAACUAAAGGGCAACUUAUUCUCUAAAUGUGACUACAGUGUUUAUAUCGCCAUUAUCGUCAUGUGGGUCACUGCAGCCCUCAGCACUGUCUGCAGGUUAAUUAAACCCUCAGUACUGUCUGCAGGUUAAUUAAACCCUCAUUACUGUCUGCAGGUUAGUUUAACCUUCAGUACUGUCUGCAGGUUAGUUUAACCCUCAGUAGUUGUCUGCAGGUUAGUUUAACCCUCAGUACUGUCUGCAGGUUAAUGUAACCCUCAGCACUGUCUGAAGGUUAGUUUAACCCUCAGUACUGUCUGCAGGUUAUUUUAACCCUCAGCACUGUCUGCAGGUUAGUUUAACCCUCAGUACUGUCUGCAGGUUAUUUUAACUCUCAGUACUGCCUGCAGGUUAAUUUAACCCUCAGCACUGUCUGCAGGUUAAUUUAACCCUCAGCACUGUCUGCAGGUUAGUAUAACCCUCAGUACUGUCUGCAGGUUAGUAUAACCCUCAGUACUGUCUGCAGGAUAAACCUUGGCGUGCUCCCUGCUGCUCGUCCAUCAUGUUCCAGCUCGAGGGCUAACCAUUAGCUUCAGGAAGAAUAAUACUGACGUCUUCUUAGUGACAUGUUUUUAUUCACGUGUUUGUAUUCAUUGUUAUUGCAUAUUUAUUCAUGAAAUAAAGUCACACCGUGCAGGUUGA